This is a messenger RNA of Pectinophora gossypiella (pink bollworm), 1448 nucleotides long. It is a transcript of the gene NGR-A7, whose product is annotated as prolactin-releasing peptide receptor-like. NCBI's taxonomy places the organism in Eukaryota, Metazoa, Arthropoda, Insecta, Lepidoptera, Gelechiidae. The transcript is spliced from 2 exons. Gene Ontology annotation, molecular function: neuropeptide binding; neuropeptide Y receptor activity. The record is from RefSeq and is a predicted model, not a curated record. Gene Ontology annotation, biological process: G protein-coupled receptor signaling pathway. Bases 5 to 1315 code for a protein of 436 amino acids. Gene Ontology annotation, cellular component: neuron projection; plasma membrane.
UGUGAUGAAUGAAACUACUCUCACGUACAAUGCCCUGAGUAACGGCUCGGAGAGGAACGCGACACCCGAUACUCUGCUACCUUCCGCACACAAUAUCAUAGACAACAAAUGGGUUCAAGCUGCGUUUUGUGUCAUCUACACGAUCAUAUUCGUGCUUGGCUUGCUGGGCAACUGCCUCGUCUGCUUCGUCGUCGUCAGAAACAAGGCCAUGCAGACCGUCACUAAUUUAUUCAUUUCCAAUUUGGCUCUGUCCGACAUUCUAUUAUGUAUCUUCGCCGUCCCUUUCACACCUCUAUAUUCGUUCCGCGGCUCGUGGAGUUGGGGCUCCCUCUUAUGUCACAUAAUGCCUUUUGCACAAGGGUGCAGUGUAUACAUAUCUACUUUAACUCUUAUGUCUAUUGCUAUCGAUAGGUUUUUUGUAAUAAUUUACCCUUUCCGACCGAGGAUGAAGAUUGAGACGUGUAUUUCCGUAAUAAUAAUGAUAUGGACAUUUUCCGUCACUGUGACGAUGCCGUACGCCAUAUUUAUGACAUAUUACGAUUUAGAAAUUGGGAAGUUUUGUGAGGAGACAUGGCCAUCAGAAAAACUGCGGCGCGUGUUUGGUUCGGUGACAUCAAUUCUGCAGUUUGUUUUACCUUUCAUGGUAAUUGCUUUUUGCUACACAUGUGUCAGUUUCAAGUUGAACGACAGGGCAAAAGCGAAGGCCGCCAGCAAAAAUUCUCGCAAAGAGGAGAUUGAUAAAAAUAGGAAGCGACGAACCAAUCAAAUGUUGAUAGCUAUGGUGACAAUUUUCGGCCUGUCGUGGCUUCCUCUGAACGUGAUCAACCUCUGCAACGACUAUUAUAUGUACGCUAUACACUACAAGUACUACUUCUUGAUAUUUUUCACUGUACACGUGAUAGCGAUGUCGUCCACUUGCUACAAUCCCUUCAUAUACGCGUGGAUGAACGAAAACUUUAGGAAGGAGUUUAAGCAGUUGAUUCCUUGUAUUGACUCUUCUGCGCCUUUGAGGGGCAAUAUACCUUUGGAUCAGCUGGGGAUCGGGCCUUCGGAGAAGACGUUUAAUGGGAAUACUACCACAGACAGUUAUUUAGGAUCUAGUUCUCAGCGUUCGACGUCGUUUCGGCACAAGAGGAAGCCGAGUGCUGCUGCAGAUGUGGAGAAGAGUGGGGUGGAGUUGAAUGAAGACCUGUUGACGGUGGACGUGAAGCACUGCCACAUAUCGACGAGCUACAACCUGCGCCGGGAGUCUGUUAAGCUGCGCUUGAUUAACGAGGAGUCAUUCGACGGCACCCCAACGCAGAGUCAAUUCUAACGGUUGAUGUCCCGGGUGCGGCAAUGGCGACGUUCCCAACUUUGAAAACCAAAUGAUAGACUUUAGGGUUACCCAAUAUUUUUGGAGUGUAUUUUUUGUACUGACAUCGUCUUUACUAUUCACAAUUCGACUA